Oryzias latipes (Japanese medaka) is the source of this 8533-nucleotide messenger RNA. The record is from RefSeq and is a predicted model, not a curated record. NCBI's taxonomy places the organism in Eukaryota, Metazoa, Chordata, Actinopteri, Beloniformes, Adrianichthyidae.
UAUCACCGCGGAGGUGUGCGUUCCGCGUGCUCGAGCCUCUGGGGGGUGUGGAGGGGGAAGGGGCGUCUCUGACAGCAGCGCAGCCUCCUCGCAGGCCCCUCCCGGGAAGCGCGCCGCGGCUCCGACACACGGACGGUCGGUCGGACUCGGUGAGCCUCUGCUGCCGCGCGCCUCUCUCCGCCUCUGAGCGCGCGCGUCGCCCCGUAUUUUGCUCCGGUGUUCGGAUCGCAGUGGGGUGGGGGUGGGGGGCUCCUCUGUAGGAGCAGCAUGUAUUAAGCUGUGGAGCUGCGUUUGCCCCCUUCCCGCAGCGCUCCGUCAGGACGAGCAUCGCUAGCACCGGGAUUAUCUGGAUCUUUUUGGGGAGGGUGGGUGGGGGUUGACUCAGGCCUGCCUCAGAGGAGCGUGCGCCCCCCACCUCCCCCCGCCGCCCCGCACCUCCCGGUCGAUGGUCCUUGAGGAACUGGGAGCACCAUGGCGAGCGACUCCCCCGCGCGGAGUCUGGAUGAGAUAGACCUGUCUGCACUGAGGGACCCGGCUGGAAUCUUUGAGCUGGUGGAACUGGUGGGAAAUGGCACCUAUGGGCAGGUCUACAAGGGUCGCCAUGUCAAAACAGGCCAGCUCGCUGCCAUUAAGGUCAUGGACGUCACAGGAGAUGAGGAGGAGGAGAUUAAAGCUGAGAUCAACAUGCUAAAAAAGUACAGUCACCACAGGAACAUUGCAACCUAUUAUGGAGCAUUUAUCAAGAAAAACCCUCCUGGCAUGGAUGACCAGCUAUGGCUGGUGAUGGAGUUCUGUGGAGCCGGCUCGGUCACAGAUCUGAUCAAGAACACGAAAGGAAACUCCCUGAAGGAGGAGUGGAUCGCCUACAUCUGCAGAGAGAUCCUGAGGGGCCUGACCCACCUUCACCAGCACAAGGUCAUCCACCGAGACAUCAAGGGUCAGAAUGUUCUGCUGACAGAGAAUGCUGAGGUCAAACUGGUGGACUUUGGUGUGAGUGCACAGCUGGACCGCACUGUCGGGAGGAGGAACACAUUCAUAGGGACGCCAUAUUGGAUGGCCCCUGAGGUCAUCGCCUGUGAUGAGAACCCCGAUGCCACGUAUGACUUUAAGAGUGAUCUGUGGUCGCUGGGGAUCACCGCCAUCGAGAUGGCAGAGGGAGCGCCGCCUCUGUGUGACAUGCAUCCUAUGAGAGCGCUCUUCCUCAUCCCCCGGAAUCCAGCCCCCCGACUCAAAUCAAAGAAGUGGUCCAAAAAGUUCCAGUCCUUCAUCGAGAGCUGCCUACUGAAGAGCCACAGCCAGCGGCCGAGCACCGAGCAGCUCCUCAAACACCCCUUCAUCAGAGACCUUCCCAACGAACGGCAGGUCCGCAUCCAGCUGAAGGACCACAUCGACCGCACCAAGAAGAGGAGGGGGGAGAGGGAUGAGACGGAGUAUGAGUACAGUGGGAGUGAGGAAGAGGAUGAGGAGAGGGACGUGGGAGAGCCCAGCUCCAUCAUCAACAUCCCUGGAGAGUCCACGCUAAGGAGGGACUUCCUGCGCCUCCAGCUGGCCAAUAAGGAGCGGUCAGAGAUGAUCCGGCGCCAGCAGCUGGAGCAGCAGCAGAACGAGGAGCACAUGCGCCAACUACUGGCAGAGAGGCAGAAACGCAUCGAGGAGCAGAAGGAGCAGCGGCGGCGGCUGGAAGAGCAACAGCGUCGGGAGCGGGAUGUCAGAAAGCAGCAAGAACGCGAGCAGAGGAGACGGUACGAGGAGAUGGAGCAACUCCGGCGGGAGGAGGAGAGGAGGCACGCAGAACGAGAACAGGAGUACAUCCGUAGACAGCUGGAAGAGGAGCAGAGGCAGCUGGAGAUCCUGCAGCAGCAGCUCCUGCAGGAGCAGGCUUUACUGCUGGUAACGCAACACGGCGACACACAAGUGCAGACAAACAACAACCACAGUCUGAUCCAGCUAGUUGAGUACAAGAGGAAGCAGAUCGAGGAGCAGCGCCAGGCCGAGCGGCUGCAGAGGCAGCUGCAGCAGGAGCGGGCGUACCUCGUGUCUCUGCAGCAGCAGCAGCAGGAGCCGCCGCGCCCGCCGCAGGACAAGAAGCAGCUGUACCACUACAAAGACCAGGCGCCAAGCAACAACGACAAGCCCACUUGGGCCAAAGAGGUGAUGCGUCGAGCUCAGAGCAACUCCCCGCGCAUCCCUUCAAAGAAAUACCAUUCCUUUGAGAAGAAGCGAGACGUCAACCUGGAAAACCUCCUCUUGCUUCCUGGAUACAAGCCUUCUCGGCCCCGCCCCCCCUCCUACCCUGCCCACAUCAGCCCCGCCAGAGACCAAAUGCACGUCCCUGUGAUCCGCAUCACUUGCAUCCCAGAGCCGGUGAUGCGGCGGCACAGUCCCAACGGGAGCCUCGACAGAAGCUUGGACUCCAGGGGCCGAAGCCCCGGCCGCCGGGUGGAGGAGCAGUAUGAGAUGAACAGACAGACUUCUCCUGCAUUGCAGCAUAAAGUCUCCAACCGAAUCUCGGACCCGUCUCUGCCGCCGCGCUCCGAGUCCUUCAGCAGCGGAGGAAUCCAGCAGGCCCGGACUCCACCCAUGCACCGCUCUGUGGAGCCGCAGAUGGCCCACCUGGUGCAGGUGAGGAGUCACGGCCUCUCAGGCUCCCAGUCCCUGUACGACCCCCACGGUGUGUCCUCCUCCUCGGCAUCGCCUUCACCCUCCCGGCCUCCGAUGCCUCGGCAGAACUCCGACCCCACCUCCGACACCCCUCCUCCCCCGCCCAUGUCCCGCCUGGCGCCCCCCCUCGACAAACUGGACCGCAGCUCGUGGCUGCGGCAGGAUGACGACAUGCCUCCCAAGGUUCCUCAGAGGACAACCUCCAUUUCUCCUGCUUUGGUCAGGAAGAACUCUCCUGGAAACGGUCCUGGACUUGGACCUCGGGCCGGAGCUCACCUCAUACGGGCCAGCAACCCUGAUCUGCGGAGGACAGACAUCUCCAUAGAUUCAGCCCUGAAGAGGGCAAGCAGCGGCAGCUCGUCCAGCUCCAGCACCCCCAGCUCUCAGGGAGGCUCCAACGAGAGAGGUAAUGCAGCGUCUAACUCUGAAAGUUUGGCUCUUUCUUCCCACGAUGCCAAAGACGACAGCAGAGAGAUGACGCGGCCCAGCAGGCCUGCAAGCUAUAAGAGAGCUGUAGAUGAGGAGGAGUUGGAUCUCACAGCUCUGGCUAAAGAGCUAAGAGAGCUGCGGCAGGGGGAGGAGACCAACCGCCCGCCCGCCAAGGUGACAGACUACUCCUCGUCCAGUGAAGAGUCUCACAGCAGCGAGGAUGAGGAGGGAGAGGGCGGAGCUAACGAUGGGACCGUGGCCGUCAGUGACAUACCGCGCAUUAUGCCUCCUGCGAGUCAGAGCACAAAUGAAUCCUUCGGUGUCACGGAAGGUCAGAACGACAGCCAUGGAGACUCGUAUGGAGACAGAUCCCAGGAUGGCACCCAGAUGAUGCGAGAGAGGCAUAGAGGGCGGAGGCGGAGCUCUACCGCCAGCAAUGGUUUCCCUGGCAACGCUAAUCUAUUCCUCUGCAACACCAGUCUUCCAGAUUUGGUGCAGCAAAGCGCCUCUCCUCUGGUGUCUCCUGGCGAGGCUUCAGGGUCCCAAUUUGGGAUGAGGAGCGGCGGAGGCUCUAAAGCUUCCUUCUCGGCGUUUGUUGAUCCGAGGGUGUACGGCACUUCUCCAACCGAGGACGAUGAGAAAAGCUCUGCUGCAGCCCUGUUUGCUGACGAGCUGCUGAAGCAGGAGCAGGAGCAGGCCCGGCUCAACGAGGCCCGCAAGAUUUCUGUGGUGAACGUCAACCCCACCAACAUCCGGCCGCACAGCGACACGCCGGAGAUCCGAAAGUACAAGAAACGCUUCAACUCGGAGAUCCUCUGCGCCGCUCUCUGGGGAGUAAACCUGCUGGUGGGAACGGAGAACGGCCUGAUGCUGCUGGAUCGAAGCGGUCAGGGCAAAGUUUACAACCUGAUCAAUCGAAGGCGCUUCCAGCAGAUGGACGUCCUGGAAGGACUCAACGUCCUGGUCACCAUCUCAGGGAAGAAGAACAAGCUGCGAGUUUAUUACCUGUCGUGGUUGAGGAACAGGAUAUUACACAACGACCCUGAAGUGGAGAAAAAACAGGGUUGGAUCACGGUUGGGGAACUGGAAGGCUCCGUGCACUACAAAGUUGUGAAAUAUGAGAGGAUCAAAUUCUUGGUUAUUGCUCUGAAGAACUCUGUUGAAAUAUACGCCUGGGCCCCCAAACCUUAUCACAAGUUCAUGGCCUUCAAGUCUUUCACAGAGCUGCAACAUCGCCCCCUGCUGGUUGACCUGACUGUGGAGGAAGGUCAAAGGUUGAAGGUCAUUUAUGGCUCCACCGUUGGCUUCCAUGUCAUUGAUGUGGACUCUGGAAACCCCUACGACAUCUACGUCCCCUCCCAUAUUCAAGGUCAGGUGACCCCACACGCCAUCGUGGUUUUACCCAAGACAGACGGCAUGGAGAUGCUGCUGUGCUACGAGGAUGAAGGCGUCUACGUCAACACCUACGGACGCAUCACUAAAGACGUGGUGCUGCAGUGGGGGGAGAUGCCCACCUCUGUGGCCUACAUCCACUCCAACCAGAUCAUGGGCUGGGGAGAAAAAGCCAUCGAGAUCCGCUCUGUGGAGACUGGACACCUUGACGGAGUUUUCAUGCACAAGCGAGCUCAGCGACUGAAGUUCCUGACGGAAAGAAACGACAAGGUUUUCUUCGCCUCUGUGCGAUCCGGAGGCAGCAGUCAGGUCUUCUUCAUGACCCUCAACAGAAGCUCCAUGAUGAACUGGUAACCUGUUCCUCCCUUUGACCCUGCAAGCCUCACCCUCCUCGCCGAGGCAAACAGGAGGAAGGCGUGUGUGUGUGUGUGUGUGUAAAUGUGUGCGUUCCGAAGGACUAACAAAGCUGCUGAGUGGACUGAAGCUGCAGAGGCGAGGAACUCAGAAACCCUCCAAGUGUAUUGGACAUUGACAGUCCCUGGAAGAACGACAGUGACUCCACAUCCUGUCAUGGACAUCUGCAUGGGCUGAUCCCGCCGCGCUCUGGGAUCCAGCAGGGGGAGCUGUGGAGACGCUCUUGCGUAGCACAUCAGUGACUCUCAGACACGGAUUGCAGUGGAUGGUGGGUGUCCAGACUGCAGCGGGUCCUGCUCUCAUGAUGGGAGCUCAUCAAAGUAGCAGCAACAAAAGGUGCACACGUUUUUCUGCAGUUUCAUCAGACCUGGGUUCAUUUCACGAGGCUUUACACGUUCGGCUGCGUCACACGACAGUUGACAAUCAGGAGAGGAAUGCUGGGAAGUCCGUGAAAGUGUCAGCAGAUGACUCUGUUUCACUAAGACCCCUGCAGCGCGACUGCUGUGACAAACAUGGACCAGGAGGUUCAGUCCACCUGCUGAACACACGAACCAUCAUGUUAGGUUGCUCCUGCUUUCCUUUUAAAGGCUUUUUAUACACCGUUCUAAGCCAGAGUUACAUUGAUGGUUCUGCACUGAGUAUCAUAUUCAGUAUGUGAGGCUGAUCAUCAACAGCUGAGUGUUCAUGCAUCCACUUUCUGUCUGAUGCUUGGUGCAAACCAUCCACUCAUUCAUUCCCUAUAGAGCAGAGAGUUUACCGUCUGAAACCAGACUGGCCCACUUUUACUUAUUUACAAACUGCAUACCCACUUGCAUGUGAUGAAGGUAAAGAAACACACCAGACGUGUACAUGUUAUCACAGGCGUGCUGACUCCAGUCAGUCUGAACUGAACUAGAAGACAAUUGUUCUUGUAGUCCGGCUUCUCUCCGUCCAGCGCCAACCAUCUAGACCAGGGGUCCCCACAUCCAGGCCUCGAGGGCCGGUGUCCUACAUGUUUUCCAACCAUUCUGCCAUUCAAGCUCCUUAUUGGCUAAACACACCUGAUCCAGGUAAUCAACAGCUGAUAAAACAGGAUGUCUGGAAAACCAGCAGGAAUGAGGCCUGGAUUUGGGGACCCCUGAUCUAGACCCUGAGAGCGGCAGCUGCUGUUUCACCCCCAAACCGUAGGGGGCAGUGUGCCCUCUUUCCAUUUGUUCACCAUUCACUAGCAAAUGAAAGAAGAAGGGUUUGUGGAAAAGGUGGAAGAAAAAAGAAUUGAAUGGAAGGUGUAUUUGAUUUUUUUUCCACUAUGGUCUGUCUUGUAGAGGAACAUGUCUGCAGUUUGGUUUGCAUUGUGGUUUGAAUCUGCACCGCUGAGAGCAAUUGACAGGACACCAUGUUUGUUUUUGUGUUUUGGAAGGUUUGUCUGUUUUCGUCUCAGCUGCUCACAGGCCUUCAUGGAGUCACGUUUACCUGGAGGGGUUUUCCUCCUGGAGUCAUUGCUCUCUGCAGUUCCCAGUCUCAGCCUCAGUGCGGAAGCACAAGAAACUCUUCCACCACAGCUGCCGUCACUUAUCUAGGCCAUCUUGAAAAUUCAGUCAGAAUAAUUUGAGUAUAUUGAAUCCAUCUUGAUGUAAAUUGUUAAUAAUUUUUUUUCUUCGUUUGGUGUUUUUCUUGCAUUUUUCUUUGGAGCGGCUGGAGAUGACCCUGGUCUUUAUAUGAACCUAGACUAAUCCAGUUUACCUUAACAGGAACAACUUCCAUUAAUCCUCUUGCUCUGCUCUCGUGGCCACGCCUCUUUGUGACAAACUGCAUCUCCUUGUGUGGACACCAGGGGGCGGAAUACAUUUAUAAAUUUCAAGCCAGAGUAAUGUAUAGAUUUCAGCUGAGCUGCUCUGGUCCCCCUAAAACACAAACACAAUCCUGGUCAUUAUAUCAAAGUGAGCUUUUGAUGGAUAUAGCAAACAUUUGCACUUAUUUAUAGAAGCAAAAAUGCUGCAGCAGAAACUGGAGCGACAGCAUGUCGGUCACAGUUUCUCAGCAGGAAAUUAUAAAGCAAAAAUUGGCGGUGCAUGUUUAGUCAGGAAAGGCUUUGAGUGAGACUAAAAACAUAUAUAUUAUUUUUUUUAAGUGGUCAUAUACUGGUUUAGGGGUUUAAUUGUAUUAAUUUCCCAACUUUCUUUUCAUAUUAUUUUAAAUAUUUACAUUUAGGUUUCUGAGCGAUGGAUCAUGCUGCAAAUGACAAGUCAACAAAAUCAAACUGUGAGUUUGAGGCCUGAGAGACCUGCCUAAAUCUGAAGAUGCACAAACUUUAUGAAAAGUAAGAGAAAACGUUGGUUUCUUAGCGUCCGAUAACUGAUGGUCUUGUUACAGGACAGUUGCUAGUCUGCUUUUAUCUGGAAUCUGCUUUUUGCUCAGAAAUGCACAAAGCAAGAAACUAAAAUCUCAGCGUCUCCAAUAAAAUAAAACAAAAAAAACAUGAGUGUUUGGUAUCACAGCACUGCUCUACAAAACCAUUAGAACAAACAUUUGCUGGAGCCUAAACGGCCGUCAGCACCGGGAGACACUCAGUGGUUUAUCAUUUACAUGAGGAGCAUCAGCGUUAGCUAUAUGGAGCAAUGGAUGUGACUCCUGCUGCAUUUCAUUCCAACUUUGCACACUUGUUUACACACUAAAAUAGACAAAUGGAGUGACCGGCACACAUACCUGAGGGUGUAUCUGUGUGCACGCGCCCACAUGCACUAUCCUGUGCUUCAUCAAAUAGCAUUGAACCCAUAAAUCAAUGAGAUCUUUCUUUUUAAUUUGAGACAGGUUUUCUGCUUGGAAAGUGAAACCUUUUUUCUGUCAUUUGUUGCUGUUUAUUCAAUUGUACUAUUUGCAUGAGGGAAUACUUGCUUUAUCUGUCUUUAAAUGCAAGUUUGAGGCAAUACACUGGAGGGUUUGACUGUAAAAAGCUCCAUGUUGAAACGUUUUGCGCACAACACUGAACAUCUCUUAGCAUCUGGGCUGUUAUCCGCUCGGUAAGAGUCAGGAUUGUACACUGCAUAGUUACACAUCUAACUUUUAUAUUCAUUAGGUAUGCAAAGAAUGAGCAGGAGUGUCCCUUUUUUCAGAGUCCGGUUGACUCUAGAUGGUGGUCAUUGUGGUGAUAAAUGCAGCGUCGACGCUCCACGGCCAGCGGAGGCCUUUUACAUGUGCAGGUUGUCCAGAAACAUCCUGUGAAUAAAGGUCAGGAGGCAGGAUUUGCUUGAGAAACCAUAGAUUAGAAAGAUAUAUACGCUAAUAAUUUUCAUUAUAACGAUAUCUUAGUGAUCAUUUUAGAGAAGGACAAAAGUAAUGUUCACUUAUCAAAGCUUAGUUGUCUUUCUACAGAAUAGAUAACAUAGAUAUACUGUAAGAAUUUCUUAAAAAAAAUAAAUACAAUGUUUUUAUUGUGGUAUUCUUUGUAUUUCAAUUUUGUACGUAUCAGGACUGUGAACAUCCGUAAGACUGUCCGCCUGUGUGUGACUGUGAGUUUGAAUGCUUGGGUGAGCAGGUGUGUGACAUGCAUGUGAGUGAAUGCUUUCACUUUGGAUCACUGAAACCUGUAAAGAGACGACCUCAGCCUGAUGACACACGUCUGUGAUGUUGGGAGUUCUUCAAUAAAUGUCCUCUCCUU